This is a messenger RNA of Triticum turgidum subsp. durum (durum wheat), 870 nucleotides long. NCBI's taxonomy places the organism in Eukaryota, Viridiplantae, Streptophyta, Magnoliopsida, Poales, Poaceae. The record is from the annotation of a GenBank genome assembly.
AUGACCAUCACGGCGAAGCGGUCGGAGCACGUGGACUUCACGAUGCCUUUCAUCGCCACGUCGAUCACCAUGAUUGUACCGCUACACGACCAACGGAGCAGCAACAAGUGGACGUGGGUCUUCCUCAAGCCGCUUCGCUAUGACCUCUGGCUCGUCAGCGCCGCCUUCUUCAUCUUCACCGGUUUCGUGGUCUGGGCCAUCGAGCGCCGUGACAAUGAGAGGUUCGGCGGGACGCAGUCGAGCCAAGCGGGCACCAUGCUCUACUUUGGCUUCUCCACCCUCGUCUUCACCCACAACGAGAAGGUUAAAAGCAACCUAUCGAGGCUGGUCGUGGUAGUGUGGGUCUUCGUGGUGCUCAUCCUGCAGUCCAGCUACACCGCCAGCCUCACCUCCCUGCUCACGGUGCCGCAGAUCGGGCCAACCAUCGUGGACUACCGCACGCUGUUGCUAGGCACGGAGAAGGUGGGGAUCCUCAACAACUCCUUGACACCGCAAGUCAUAAACCAGUCUGGGCUCCCGCAGGCGGAGAGCUUUCAAGAGGCACUGUUGAACGGCAGCAUCGGCACCGUCAUUGACGAGACGCCUUACCUCAACAUCUUCCUCCAGACCUACCGGGACAACUUCACCGUGACUGGCCAACCCAACAUGACCGGCGGCUUCGCGUUCGCGUUCCCCAGGGGGUCACCGUACGUGAAAGACAUGUCGCAGGCGAUCCUGAACCUCACCGAGAGCGGCGAGAUGAACAGGAUCGAGCGCAAGUGGCUCGGCGACCAGGAUGACCACAGGUCACAGGGCGGCGGACCGUUCACGACGAACCAUCUCAACUUCAGCAGCUUCCGAAGCCUGUUUGUCAUCACCGGCGCCACCUAG